Molecule: messenger RNA, 1121 nt
Organism: Botrytis cinerea B05.10
Lineage: Eukaryota; Fungi; Ascomycota; Leotiomycetes; Helotiales; Sclerotiniaceae
Exons: 1
Coding region: 103-732 (209 amino acids)
Source: RefSeq, a predicted model, not a curated record
GACUUCCAUCCCUACAACCCAGCGCCCGUUACCGACAACAGCCAACAGCAAACAACCAACAAUCAACAGUCAACAACCAACAAUCAACCAACCAACAAUACAAUGUCUUCCAACUCUAACAACACUCCCCUCACCGCUCAGGAAGCGAGAGUUCUCGAACUCAUCGACGGUCACCUCCGUCUCAUGCACCACAUCAAUACACACCCACGAGCACCACUUAGAGAACGUGGACAACAAGCCACAGCCGCGGCUGCGCAACCAACUGUUUGGCAUCGCGGCCAAGCUUUAAAUCAACAUCAACAACGGUUGUUGGGUCUAUUUACCCAACAAUCCGAGACUCCAGUUGCCCAACAACCCGUCGCUCGCCGAGUAUCUUACAAUGAGAUUCAUCAAAGAGUUCUUCUUCAACAUCAGCAAGAUUUGGAGAAUCCAGCUGCGCAACAACCCGUCGCUCGCCGAGUAUCUUACAAUGAGAUUCAUCAAAGAGUUCUUCUUCAACAUCAGCAAUAUUUGGAGAAUCCAGCUGCGCCACAACCAACCUACGAUGAUCCCCAAGCAGAAGCUCUCUAUCAAUAUUUGCAACAGGAGUCGAACCACAAUCCCUUCCAAGCAGAAGCUCGCUAUCAAAUUAUUCUACAACAAGCGAGACCAUCGAACCAGCCAGCCUACGAUGAUCCUGCAGCAGAAGCUCUCUUUCAAGGACUUGUACGAAGAGCCUCGGAGUUCUCUUAAUAGGGAAUCCAGCUGUCCAGCGAGCCGCAAAUACUUAUUGAGCAGACUCAUCAUCGUCUUUGAUGACCCAAUAGUCUCGAAUAGUUUUGCUGGUUUUGUUCGUUUUGAUUUUUUGAUUUUUUGAUUUCUUUGAAUUAUUUCUUUGAUUAAUUUUCAUUUAUAUUUACAUUGCCAUUUACAUUGCCAUUUACAUUUUCAUUUACAUCUUGUAUUUGCUUAUUAAUGUUUAAUUGAUCUUGUAUCUUUAUAGAUCUUGAAUUUGUAUUGCAUGUUUUUGAAUUUCCUCACAUAGACGAGUCGUUUAGGUUUCCCCAUCAAGAUGGGGUUUUCCUACUCGCUUGGCCGAAUGGCGCUCGUGUGAAACAUAAUAUCAAACAAAUUUACCAACA